AUGGCUGGUGCUAUUGUUGAUUUUGUAGUUGGAAAGCUGAAGGAGCAAGCUUUCCAAAACGUAAUAUUCCAGUGGGGAAUCAAAGCUGAGGUGGAGAAAAUCAGCAAGGGGAAACAAGACAGCGAGGCAGCAGAAAGGUGGGCGACACAACUGAGGGAUACCACACUUCAACUUGAGGACCUGGUGGAGGAGUUCAUGCUGGAUAUGAAGCUUCUGGACCUCAAUACUCCUCCUUGCAAUUUUUGUGAAGUCAAUUCCCUGUUUGCCAACGUGCACAGCUUUGCCAAGAGGGUGAAGAUACAGUAUUGCUUCCAUCAGCAGUUAAAAGCCAUGGAUGAGAAGCUACUUGCUCUACAAACAGACAAAUCAAACUUCGGUAUAAACCUCAAGACAAACGAUGAGGGAAGAAAUGAGUUACUGAUGGGCAGUGGGAGUGGAUAUAUGGUGGGGAUUGAGAAGCAGGUGGAGGACAUAGCACAACUCAUUCAGAAGCGUAGAGAGCGGAUGUUGGUGAUCACGGUUUGGGGAGCUGGAGGUUGUGGGAAAACUACUUUGGCCAAGCAAGUUUAUGAAAAAGUGAAGAAUGAUGGGAACAUCAAAUCUUUUUCGUGGGUUGAUGUAAACCACUCCUCAGAUAUUAAAUUUGUUCUGAGGGCAACAAUCAAUGGACUGUACACAAGUGUUGGAACAAAGAUGCCGUCUGAACUGGAGAAAGCAGAUGAAGAUUCUCUUCAACACCACAUUUGUGAUUACUUGAAGGGAAAGAGGUAUGUUGUAUAUUUUGAUGAUGUGUGGGAUGAGAAGCUGUUGAGUAAAAUCAAUAUUCCGGUCCAUGAUGAAUCUGCAAUUAUUAUCACUAGCCGUGAUAAAGGUAUUGCUAGCGGCUCUUUUCUUGGGGCUACGCCUCAUUGUGUUGAGGUGAAGCCACUAGAAUCCAAUAUAGCAUGCGACCUUUUCUGCAAAUUUGCUUUUCCUAGCUGUAACUGGCCUAACGAGGCGGUUAAAGAAUUGGGAGAAGCAUUGGUUAAGAGAUGCUCGGGUUUACCUGUUGCAAUUCUUGCAAUGGCUGGGUUGAUGUCCACAAAGGGUGAUGAUUCAGCAAAAUGGAGUGCUGCUCUCGAAAGCCUUGACUACUACUCAGCAGAAUCUGAAGAAGGUGGCAGUCUAAAAUCUGUCAACAGAGCCUUAUUGUUGAGCUACAAUGAGCUCCCAACCAGCCCUUUGCUACCAACCGUGCUUUAA
Ipomoea triloba (trilobed morning glory) is the source of this 1242-nucleotide messenger RNA. Its product is annotated as disease resistance protein RPM1-like. Gene Ontology annotation, molecular function: ADP binding. Lineage: Eukaryota; Viridiplantae; Streptophyta; Magnoliopsida; Solanales; Convolvulaceae. The coding region runs from base 1 to 1242 and encodes 413 amino acids. Gene Ontology annotation, biological process: defense response to other organism. The record is from RefSeq and is a predicted model, not a curated record. The transcript is spliced from 3 exons.